CCGAUCCGGCCGCCAUGCAGUCCAGCGAUCCUCCCGCGUGUCCCUGCGCCGGCGAAGACGAUGAUUUCUACUGGGACGACGCGGCAGAGGCGGAGCUCCAGGCCAUCGAGGCCGCCUACGCCGCGGAGUCCGCCAAGCGCCGCCGCCUCCCCGACUGGUCCAGCACCGCCGCCAGGCCAGCCCCUCCAUUUCGCCCCCGGCACAUCCCUGUCCUGGCGGCAGCCUCGCCGUCGUCGGUCCUCCCGCCUCCCACUUGCGGAGGGAUUGUGAAGGCGAGGCACCAACAAAUAGCAUUCAGUGGUAAGAUAGUAUAUUGCCGGACGCGUUCUGAAGUGGAGAAAGCUACUGCAGAAAUUGCGCGCAACAUCGAAAGAAUGAAGGCCUCUGGCCCGGUCUCCCUUGGAUUUGAUCUCGAAUGGAGACCCUUUCCACGGAGAGGAGAACCGCCAUGUAAAGUCGCUCUAAUGCAAUUGUGCAUGGACAAAACUCACUGUUACCUCAUGCAUAUCAUUCACUCUGGAGUACCUCCUAUAUUGAAGUCUCUUCUGGAGGACAGUUCAUCUGUUAAAGUUGGAGUAUGUAUAGACAAUGAUGCCAGGAAGAUGUUCAAUGAUUAUGAUGUCCGUGUACAACCAUUGACGGAUUUGUCAAUUAUUGCAAAUGUCAAGUUAGCUGGGCCUCAAAGAAGAUGGAGUCUUGCUGCAUUAACCGAAAUGAUUACAUGUAAAGAGUUGCCAAAGCCCAGCAACAUCAGAAUGGGAAACUGGGAGUCUUGCGUCCUCUCAAAACAGCAACUUCAGUAUGCUGCAACUGAUGCCUACAUCUCGUGGUACUUGUAUGAGGUACUGCGGAGUCUUCCAGAUUAUGAUGUCGAUGCUGAAAAGGAGAUUGUUUAGGGAACAUAGCUGCAGAUUAUGAUGUUGAGUGAUGACUCACUGGUCUUCUAUAACUUCUCAACCAGCUCUUUGCCUGCAGGGUUGAGUAGGAAGAUCUUCCCCUAGCUCGGAACCAAAGGAUUGAUUGUGUGAGGAUUGUGAAAAUUGCUUCAUUCUGCUGUAUAAAUUUGUGCCUGUUGUAUGUACAACUGUGAUGGUUAGCUCCUUCACCAUGAAUCUUUGUAUUCUUUUGAACAUGUUGAAUUUAUCUUGAUCA
Messenger RNA from Lolium rigidum, 1152 nucleotides. Its product is annotated as Werner Syndrome-like exonuclease. Lineage: Eukaryota; Viridiplantae; Streptophyta; Magnoliopsida; Poales; Poaceae. The record is from RefSeq and is a predicted model, not a curated record. The transcript has 7 exons. Gene Ontology annotation, molecular function: nucleic acid binding; 3'-5' exonuclease activity. Bases 15 to 896 code for a protein of 293 amino acids. Gene Ontology annotation, biological process: nucleobase-containing compound metabolic process.